UGAUGCUGCGGUCCCUGGGUCCGUUCGUGUGCAUUGGAGCCAUCCCCCUUGGGCUUCAAGAUUGUCGCAUCUCUCGUACACCCGGCAUGGGUACGUACAUAUUCCUACAUCAAGGCGUACACCUGGUCUGCUUACUGCAGUGUCCUCCUCGCCAUUAUCUCGUAACUGCCCGGGACGGGUGUGUUAGACAGUGGGUGGUGGCGAAUAUCCAUUCCGAUAGCCAGUACGAUGCGUCCUCAACUCGUCCCCAUUCUCGCCCCGGGCUGGGCUGGUCUUUGAUAGUCCAGCGUCAGUUUUCGUUAGUCCUGCUGGCAGAAAACUACGAUGAUGCCAUCACAAAACUCUCCGCCGAUCUCGGAGGCUUUGAGCGCAGCUCCGGCCACUUUUUCCUCUUCAUUGUCUCCAUCUCGCGGGACGCAGACAGCUCAUGGACGAGAUUGCAGCAGCAGUAG
Periconia digitata is the source of this 452-nucleotide messenger RNA. The record is from the annotation of a GenBank genome assembly. NCBI's taxonomy places the organism in Eukaryota, Fungi, Ascomycota, Dothideomycetes, Pleosporales, Periconiaceae.